AAAAUCAAAAACCCAAUGCAUGUACAGACAUUGGCUGUUGCACUGGUUCAUCGUAAGACAGAAGCACCAGAUCUCUGCCCUCCUGUAUCUGCAAACUACUUUCUCUUCCAAUUGAGAUUUUGUGCAGCAAUGGGUUUCAGGUUCCAAAAUCUCAAUUCCAUUCACAAAACCCUCGUCUCAAGAAUUUCAAGUCACACCCACGGAACCCUUCUCCAAACCCCUAAUUUUCCAAACUCCACUACUCGAUCCUUCAAUCCUCAAUCAUAUGACCCUUCUUCAAUCUUUCCCCACAACCCCAUUUUUAGAGUCCCCAAAAGGUGGCAUUUUGGCCACUCCCACAACCACCAUGACCACCAGCACCACCACAGCAGCGAGGUUGGAGAGAGCAUUUUUCGGCUGGGUCUCUUUGCCGACAUCGGGUUGGUCACCGGGAAAGCUUUAACCGGCUAUUUAUCUGGCAGCACCGCCAUUAUCGCCGAUGCAGCGCAUUCUGCCUCCGAUGUGGUUCUUAGCGGUGUUGCAUUAUGGUCGUAUAAAGUUGCAAAGGCUCCUAAGGACAAAGAACACCCAUAUGGACAUGGUAAGUUUGAGACUCUUGGAGCCCUUGGUAUUUCUUGUAUGCUUUUGGCAACAGCUGGAGGUAUUGCAUGGCAUGCUGUAGAUGUUUUACUGGGCGUGCUCUCAGCAGCUCCUGAAGUAAUUAAUCAUUCAUUGGCACAUGAGCAUGUGCAUAGCCAUCACCAUAGUGGACAUCACCAUGGAAUCGACGUGGAUCAUCCUGUACUAGCUUUGAGUAUGACUGUCGUAUCUAUAGCUAUUAAAGAAGGGCUUUACUGGAUAACAAAAAGAGCUGGCGAAAGGCAAGGUAGUGGACUGAUGAUGGCAAAUGCAUGGCAUCAUCGUGUAGAUGCUAUUUCAUCUGUAGUUGCUCUCAUUGGGGUUGGAGGUUCCAUCCUUGGAGUUAAGUUUCUGGAUCCCCUUGCUGGACUAGUUGUCUCAGGCAUGAUCCUAAAAGCUGGACUUGGAACUGGGUACCAGAGUGUAAUGGAACUGGUGGAUGCUGCAGUUCCUGUGCAACAAUUGGAUCCUAUUAAAGAAACAAUUCUGCAAGUUGAUGGAGUCAAAGGAUGCCAUCGGUUAAGGGGAAGGAGGGCUGGUUCAUCUCUGUAUCUUGAUGUACACAUUGAGGUUGAUCCUUUUUCUAGUGUUAGUGCUGCACAUAAUGUUGGUGAAAAUGUUCGUCAUCAAAUUCAUAAGUCCCAUCCUGGAGUAUCUGAAGUUUUCAUACACAUUGAUCCUGCAAUUUCACAAAUUUCUCCCAGUAUAAUGGAGCAGCAAGAAAAUUUGAAAGAAAUGAAUUAUCAAAAGAGGAAUGUUUCCUCAGAGCAUAAUGGGGUUGAAAUUGUUUCAAAUGUUCUCUCUUCAAAGUUCUCAGAGAAAAUGGUUGUUGAGCGCAUAACACAGCACUUGUUGCAAGGCAACACUCUGCUCCAAGUUGAGGUUUCCAUGCCUCCUCAUAUUUUGAUUCGAGAUGCAAUGAGGGUGGCAGAAGAAGCAGAGGAAGAAAUUUUGAAAGUAGCCUCUGAUGUUAUUCGAGUCAGUAUUCUACUACGAUUGGGACAACCUAUUCCAGAGCUUCACCAAAGAUUACAAGAAUGCAACACAGAGAAAAGCCAGAAUACCCACCCAUAAUUGGAAAGUUUUGCAUCAUUUCCAGUUAGAGAAAGUUUUCCUUUUUGAUGCAGCUGUGCUAUAUGCAUUUAAAACUUUAUGCACAAUAGAGAUACUUUUACCAGCUAUAAGGAAGAGCUGUGUAGUUGCAGUUGAAACCCACUAAAAGGGCAGCAUAAUCUGAGGGCAAGAAAAGAAAUAAUGCUGUAGUUUGCCAAUAAAUUACUAUGCGGUAGUUGUAGUUGAAAUGCUAGAUAAAAUUGUGAAAAGUCAGUUUCCUAAAAUAUUGAUGUUCAUUUUUUCUCUAA
This is a messenger RNA of Vitis riparia (riverbank grape), 1979 nucleotides long. Its product is annotated as metal tolerance protein 2. The record is from RefSeq and is a predicted model, not a curated record. The transcript has 12 exons. NCBI's taxonomy places the organism in Eukaryota, Viridiplantae, Streptophyta, Magnoliopsida, Vitales, Vitaceae. Gene Ontology annotation, biological process: monoatomic cation transport; transmembrane transport. Gene Ontology annotation, cellular component: membrane. Gene Ontology annotation, molecular function: monoatomic cation transmembrane transporter activity. The coding region runs from base 16 to 1692 and encodes 558 amino acids.